Molecule: messenger RNA, 2657 nt
Organism: Sitodiplosis mosellana (orange wheat blossom midge)
Lineage: Eukaryota; Metazoa; Arthropoda; Insecta; Diptera; Cecidomyiidae
Product: zinc finger protein 665-like
Exons: 11
Coding region: 112-2529 (805 amino acids)
Biological process (GO): regulation of transcription by RNA polymerase II
Cellular component (GO): nucleus
Molecular function (GO): DNA-binding transcription factor activity, RNA polymerase II-specific; RNA polymerase II transcription regulatory region sequence-specific DNA binding; zinc ion binding
Source: RefSeq, a predicted model, not a curated record
GACAGAACUAUCAAAACAAAAUCUACCGCACAUUGUAAACAGAAUAUUCAGAGAAAUACUAUUUUAGUUGAAAUUGCGGUUUUAUUCUGAAUAAACUAAAAAAAAUACGCGAUGGAAGUAAAAGUGGAAGCGGAUCGUUGUCGUUUGUGUUAUACACAAGCUAUUGAAUACUUUGAUAUAUUCGAGAAUACUGCAUCGAUGCCGACUAUAAUCGACACGCUAAAGCAGUAUUUUCACGACGAGGUGAGCGACUCGGACAUUUUGCCAAAAGUAAUUUGCAUCGAAUGUUGGGACAAACUUGAAUCAUUUCGUAAGUUUUCCGAAGAGGUCAUCGCAUUGCGCGAAGAGUAUCUGCGACAACACCUCAACAGUGCGGUCAAAGAUGAAGACUAUGGUGAAUACGCAGUUUCAAAUAUUGAGCCAGAAUUCCAUCGGGAAAUGGUUUGUGUUGACCUAUUGAGGCCCAUCAAUAUGAUAAUGGAUGAAGGAGAUGAGAAUAUGGAACUAGAAGGAAGCAAACUUCAUUAUGAGUCAGGGAAUGAAGAGGGAUUCUCAGAUGGUAAUGAGGACGAUGAUGGUAGUGAAGCUUACGAUGAACUGAUUGAUAGCAAUGAGCUGCGUGAGAGCGGCGAUUGCCUUCGACUUCCACGGCACAUCAGUGAAGUCAGCCUCGAGCAACAACAGCAAAUUAUUGACCAAUACUGCGACAUGAGUUGCGAUUAUUGUGACGCGAAUUUUGAAACAUUCCAAGAAGCCACCCAUCAUUAUAAAGUGACGCAUAACAAUCAGUCCAAAGGCUAUGUAAAAUGUUGCACAAUGAAAUUGUUACGGAGUUAUGAUUUCCAUUCCCAUAUUGUGUGGCAUUUGAAUCCUGAAUUGUUCAAAUGCCAGGUAUGUGGAGAACUAAAGAAAACUUAUCAAUCUUAUUAUCAACACAAACUCACACAUUUCAACCAAUUCACGUGCGACAUUUGCCAGAAGGUAUUUACUGUAUUAACCCACCUUGAACGUCAUAUUCUUGAAGUACAUUCAACUAAAUUGAAAUUCCCAUGCGAUCAAUGCGAUCAGAAUUUCAAUACUCGAAAACAUUUGGAAAUUCACCUGAAAAUGACUCAUUCGAAUGGUUUAGAAGAUUAUAUAAACGAAAUAAAAUCUAUGGAGUUCAAUACAAGCGAGGUACAGAUCAAAAAUACAAUCGAGGAAUAUUUCGAUCGAAAAUGUGAACAAUGUGAUGUUCAGCUUGAUAGUAUCACAAUGGCCAAAUCACACUAUUCAUCAGAACAUAAAAAUCCAAAAGGCUAUCUCCGAUGUUGCGGAACUAAAAUGUAUAGUAACAGAACAGUCUUGGAUCACGUUCAAUGGCACAUCGAUCCAGACACUUUCAGAUGUCGAGUAUGCAAGCUAGAACACAAGCAUCGAUAUACCCUCAUUGAUCACGUGAAACGGCAUAAUGCUUUAUCAACAAAGCAAUUUAUGUGUAACAUUUGUGAUCGAUACUAUGCGACCAGCGCACACCACAGAACUCAUAUGGAACUCAAACAUCCAGGAAUACAACCGAGCUCUUCAUCGAUUGAAACUAAUUCAAAUGAAAGCAAUGGAAAUGACAUAGAGAUACCGAGCUAUGUCGAUGCUUCGUGCGAUCUGUGUCCAGUAAAAACGUUUACCUCGUUCAGAGAAAUGCAAUCACAUUAUUUAGAUAUUCACAAAUUAGUCGGGUCGGUAUCAUGCUGCCAGACGAAGUUCUCAAAAUUAACUCAUAUCAGAGACCACAUUGCAUGGCACAAUAAUCCGGAUAUUUUCAGAUGUGAUGUUUGUAACAAAUCACUUCCAAACCGAUUGAGUUUGAAUCGACACAAUGAUUGUCCUUCAAAUAAGUAUUAUUGCCACACAUGUCAAAAGUCGUUUACACGUAGAAAUCACUUAGAAGACCAUUUGGAAAUACAUAAGAAUCGUUAUAGUGAAAAACAGCGCAAUUUUAUUUGCGAUAUAUGCGACAAAGGAUUUCGUAGCCCAAAACAUCUAAAUAACCAUCGUAGAAGACACGAUCUAAAGCACGAUCAGAUUUGUGAGUUCUGCGCAAAGACAUUCAAAACAAAACCGGAACUGAAAGCCCAUCAGGGAACACACACAAGCCGAAGUUCAAAGCCUAAAUGGCAAUGUAAUGUGUGCAACGGAUGGUACUCGAACCAAUACAAAUUGGCUGAACAUAAAUUGACACACGAUUCAGAGCCGCAGAAAUGCAAUCAAUGUGAUAAAAUUUCCCCUAAUCCAAAUGCAUUGAAACAGCACAUUCGCGUGGUUCACUGUGAAUCGAAAUUUAAAUGCCAUUUAUGCGAGAAGUCGUUCAAGUCACAAGCAACACUGAAGGACCACAUCGCAACGCAUCUGAACAAGACCAGCUACAAGUGCACCUAUUGUGAUGAGACGUUCAUUUGGAGGCCAAACAUGUACAAACAUAGAAAACAGCAACAUGGAGAGGAAUGGUUGGCUGAUAAGGCGAAGAGAGAAACGGCAAAAAUGAAUCCUUAAAAAGUGUGAAUGGCUUAGGAGAUCAACAGCAUCCAUCUUACCCUAUAUACAGAAAAUUUUUGUUUAUUUCGAUUGUAUAAAUUAGUUAUAUUGUAAGAUAUCGAAUAGUAAAUGAAAUUUCGCGGUCA